This is a messenger RNA of Ixodes scapularis (black-legged tick), 5788 nucleotides long. It is a transcript of the gene Epac, whose product is annotated as rap guanine nucleotide exchange factor 4. Bases 1008 to 3860 code for a protein of 950 amino acids. The transcript is spliced from 23 exons. Gene Ontology annotation, cellular component: plasma membrane. The record is from RefSeq and is a predicted model, not a curated record. Lineage: Eukaryota; Metazoa; Arthropoda; Arachnida; Ixodida; Ixodidae. Gene Ontology annotation, molecular function: guanyl-nucleotide exchange factor activity. Gene Ontology annotation, biological process: Ras protein signal transduction; positive regulation of GTPase activity.
GCGGCUGUUGCGCCUGCCUGCCGGCAAACCGUACAACACAACUGGGCGCCGCCGCGCUUGAUGCUUGAUACACCGACCGCGGCACUCUCUCAUACCGAUGCGACAGCCCGUGCGCGCGCUGCCUCGCGCGAGGAGGUCCUAAAGUCUGACACCAUAUCGGAGGCAGCGGACGUCAUCGGUCACGCAAAGGCGACGGCAGUCUACGCGAAGGGACGCACAGGCACGUGCGCCGUAUCGGCGAGUCGCUCGAAGGCUCCGUGAGUCCGCUGAUUUCCUGGACGCCUCGGACACAACGACGACACCGACUUCGUCUUCGUGUGAGCCGACUGAUGUCCGGCUGAUGCAUCUUCAAACAGUGCCGUGUGCAGCCCGUGCGGACAUCAUUGAGCUGGUUGCUUCUGAGCUUCCGUCGUGCUGGCAAUCCCUUUGUUUCAUUGGCGAGUGUAGGUCACUUCGGCCAUCUGCCUAUCUUAACUACCAGAGUGGAUAAGAUUUCUCUCCGAGUGGCCGUCGCGUUCGGUGCAUACAGACAAUGAGUCUUUGACCAGUGCACAUUCCAUGUUAGCGAUAUACAGCUGUGACGUCGGCGGCGAUAGAUAUCGACUGCUGCUUUGCACACAAGUGGCUCGGGGAAGUUCGACGCGUUGCACUUUUUGCGGAUUGCCGGUGUCGUGAACUCCUCGGGAGAACGCUGGGUGUCUUGUGCCACGUCUGUGAUCCGCCGCUCGGUGAUUAUAGUUCACCUGAAAAGCACGAGAAAUAGGGAGCACGAACCGUGACAGAGGUGGCCGAAAACGACGGGUUGUCGGACGCGACCUGGUUGCGAGUUGUUCGGAAGGCUCGUGUGAGUCUGUUGCUGACACUAACCGUUGCACAAGUGAAGACGUCGAGCGAGACCCGUGAUCGCGCGCCUGAUUCAUCGAGGAAUCCCAGACCUGCGAGGAUUACGGUGCUGGUGGUUAAUCGUGCCCUCUGUGUUUCGUGGAGGGGAGGGGUGAGAACCAAGUAUGGAUAUGCCGGAAAAGCCGCCGUCAACCUCCGAGCAAGAUAACAAAGGGGCCACGGUGGUCGCCUCGCUGCAGUCUGCUUUCAAGGUCAUGAUGAAUCGCCACAUCUCCUGGCCGUGGUCUCCGAGACUAGUGUACCACGUGAAUCCAAGUAGGAAUCGCCAUCUCAUGGAGGACAUCGUAUCUCCGUUGAGCACCUUGCGAAACAUUUCCGGUUCGACUCGAAGACGCGAGAGCCGCGCCCAGGCGAACGGCACUCUGCGGACGAUCCCGCCUCCGGCGACCGGCAAACCCGCGUCGGAACCGGGUCCCCCGCCGUCCAGGCUCCCUCCGUCGCCCACCGAGGGCUUCCACAGCAACAGGCUACUCCUAGCCCAGCCGACGGCUCAAGUGUACCGGGCGGGAUGGGUCCUCCGCACGCUCCUGCUGUACCAGGCGCCGCAGCUGGUGCGGGACCGAAAGUACCACACGCGCCACUUCCGGCGCUGCAUGGUGGGCACCGAGAUGGUGGACUGGCUGCUCCAGGUGCCGCCCACCCACAUGCGGCUUAACUCGCGCGCCCAGGCCGCUGGCAUGUGGCAGGUGCUGCUCGAAGAAGGAGUCAUCAAGCACGUGACGCACGAGCACCAGUUCAAAGACAAGUACCUAUUCUACCGUUUCCGGGAGGACGAAGAGGAACCGACCAAACUGCCCACAUCCGACGACAGACUCCACGCCGAGGAAGAGCUCCAAGACGUGCUGCUCCUGCUCAUGCAGCUCACACCAGACGCUGUGCUGCGCAUGAUCUUGAGGAAACCGCCCCUGGAGAGAACGUUGGAUGACUUGGACCUGAUUUACGAAGAGCUGCUGCACAUCAAGGCGCUGUCGCACCUGUCUAACAGCAUCAAGCGGGAGCUGUAUGGUGUGAUGAUCUUCGAAUCGCACGCUACCAGUGGCACCAUCCUGUUCAACCAGGGUGACGAAGGGAAGUCGUGGUACAUCAUCCUGAGAGGAUCGGUCAACGUAGUGAUCUACGGCAAGGGGAUUGUGUGCUCGCUACACGAAGGCGACGACUUCGGCAAGCUGGCGCUCGUCAACGACGCUCCACGAUCGGCGACGAUUGUGACCCGCGAAGACAACUGCCACUUUCUGCGCGUGGACAAGGAAGACUUUAACCGCAUCCUUCGGGAUGUCGAAGCGAAUACGGUGAGAUUAAAAGAACACGGUCAAGAUGUCCUGCUCCUUCAAAAGAUUCCAGCCGAUGCGCGGAACAGCAAUGGUGCCCACUCUCACUACAAGUACAUGGUGAUGGCAGGAACACCACAGAAGAUGCUGGAGCACCUACUUGAGACAAGAAUAGACAGUAGGACGGAAGAAGCCGCAGAUACUUUCCUGGAGGAUUUCCUUCUAACUCAUGUAAUAUUUAUGCCAAGUCACCAACUCUGUCCAGAACUCAUGAAGCACUAUCGCAUUGACAUGGCCAACUCUAGGCAAGAGAAGGAGUUUAUCCUUGCAAAUAAGAGGAGAGUGAUACAGUUUGCAAACAGCUGGGCCCUCACUGUUCGAGAAGCCUUUUUUGAGGACCCAACCAUCCAGGCAUUUGUCGAGGAACUGUGCAAAGCUGUAAAAGACGACAGCACACGAUACACAGGCUGUCUACAGGAGGAAAUCAAGACAAUGUCCAGGAUAAUGGACCUCCAAGAAAAGUAUAUCAAAGAGCAUGAAGCUGCAGCUCCCCAGCGGUGGAAAGUUAGCCCCUUCGGUCAAAUUCGCCACCUGUCAUCUGGAAGCACUACCUCAGAGGAAACAGUGGAUCACCACAGACCCAUCAAGCCAAAUGACGAGAUAAUCUUCAGGGUGUACUGUGCUGACCAUACAUAUACAACCCUGAAGACGGCAGUAAGCGCAACUGCUGAAUGUAUCAAAAGGAAUGCAGCUGAAAAGCUCAGCCUCAAGGAUGACCUGGUGCUCGUGGAGGUGAAAUCCUCAGGAGAGCGGAUAUCUUUCAAGGACUCGGAGGUGAGCGUGCCUACCGGACUCAGCAUCAAUGGCAGAAUCUUCAUUUCACCGGUGGACCAUUUAGACGCACUGACUCCUCUUAGCGAACAAGAGGGUCCACUGGAAGGAACGGGGGCUCUUCUGGAGACGCUCAGCUCGCAUGACAUUGCCUACCACAUGUCUCUUUAUGACUGGUACCUCUUUUCCUGCAUACAUGAGUAUGAACUGAUCUACCAGGUGUUUGGACGGCAUCAGUUCCGGAAGAUUAUGUCCAACCUGGAUGUGUUCCAGCGGAGGUUCAAUGAGGUGCAGUUUUGGGUUGUGACCGAAAUGUGCCUCGCCACAUCGCUCAGCAGGAGAGUGCAACUUCUACGCAAGUUCAUCAAGAUUGCUGCCCACUGCCGCGAGUACCAAAACCUCAACGCCUUCUUCGCCAUUGUUAUGGGGCUGAGCAACGUUGCUGUGAGCCGGCUCAGCCAGACGUGGGAGCGACUGCCGGGGAAGCUGAAGCGCACCUUUGCCGAGUUCGAGACCCUGAUUGACCCGUCUCGAAACCACCGACGCUACCGAGUGGCCGUGUCCAAGAUCAGCCCCCCGCUGGUGCCCUUCAUGCCCCUCCUGCUGAAGGACAUGACGUUCUGCCACGAGGGAAACAAGACGUACAUUGACGGCCUGGUCAACUUCGAGAAGAUGCACAUGAUUGGGCAAACACUUCGUUCACUCAGGCAUUCGCGGAGCCAAAGAAUAAAUCUGGAGCCACCCCCUCAGGGAAAAGUUCAGCAAGACGUCCGGGAGUACAUUAGGACUUUGAAAGUGAUCGACAAUCAAAGGAGGCUCACGCAACUGUCACAUGCCUUGGAACCGCGACGACCAUAACCUCCUGCCAGGCAAACGUUCCUUCGAACGAAGCAUGAAGCUCACGAAGCUAUGCGAGCUGCACACUGCUCUUCAUGGGUUUCACAUUGAAAUCAUAUUGUUUAUUGCCAUAAGCAGACAACUUUUACCAAGCCUUCGUGGACUAGCUUCAUAACUUCAAAACUUGUACUAGUCCGUUUGCGACACGGGGGACUAUUUGGAGGAUAAUCUUUAAAAAAAAAGAAUGACUAAACUACUGCUACAACUGUUGCAUGCACAUUCAAAAUAAAUGGCUGAUGUUAUACAUUGUUACACACACCACAUUAUCUGAACGGUCCCUCAAUUGCUUGUGAUUUAUUCUCAAAAAUGUGUGCACUGUUUUUCUGUUUGACUACCUUGUGAGAGCUGAAUGAACUUUUCCAAUCAGAUAUACUGUAGUGUGAGUAGCUGACCAGAUGUUUUUUGGUGUAGCGAAUGUGUUUGUGUGAACAAAGCUUCUUGGAAGAAGUUCUUGUACCUGAACCAUUUUCAAUGCUUCUCCUUUCCCUGGACGAGUUUGUUGAUAGCAUCAUCCAAAUUCCAAGGAAAUUGUACAUUUGUACAUAGUCGUAGUGCUAGGUAUGAACUCUGUUUCCCAGGUUUAAUUCAUACCACUAUUUAUUCAUAAUUCUAUUGAAAAUAUUCAUGCAACCAAUGUCAAACUCAUUGCAGCUCGUUGUUUCUAGCGAGCAGACAUGAUCAGUGCAAACCUUGCCAUGAACUUAGUUUUAUGUGUGAUUUAUUUAGGAGGUAAUUUCAGAAAAAGCUGAAUCCUUAAUGUUGGUUACAUGUAAUAUUAUUAUGGCAUCCUUUUUCCUUCAGAAGUUACUGUAAAGUCCUAUGUCUACCGUUAAUUCUUCUACACAUGGCAUGCUGUAAUUUCGACCAGAGUCUGAUGUUCUUUUCACUGUGCUGUGACAUAUGCUUUGUUCAUUCUGAAGUCUACACCUUUACACAUAUUUAUACAUACAUGUCAACUGUAUCCGUAUCAACUGCAUUGCAACAACCAUGUUGCAUACAGAGCACGGCAGUGCAAAUGAGUGUAUCUUGUGCACCCAUUAUAAUGUUUCUUUGUCAUGUCAUGCACACAAGCCCCCAUUCUUCUCAUCCCAUAUGCAGUAGUUGACCGUGUGUUUCAGGGCACUUGACAGCAAUAUAGGUAGAUAAUACUUAAAUUAAAAAAUAAUGCACCACCUUUAUCUGGAGAAGAAAACUAUGCAACGCUCUAGGCACAGCCAGUACUUCUGCGAAACGGGGUGCUAAUUUAUUUUCAAUUGACAUGAAUAUCUAAUCUUGAGACAAAGGAACUGAUGUGUAUUCAGAAUGUAAAUGUACUUUUUUUUUGCUACUACAAUGCCACAUUUUAAAAGAGUAAUAUUACAAUUUAUGGAGGAAUGGCUUCACAUUUAGAUGUUGCAGGUUACCAGAAUGAAAAGGAACUUAAUUUGUUUGCUGCAUCUACUUGGGAGCAAUUUAUUUAAAUCCAUGUUGUCAGCUUUAAAAAAAUAUUGAAUGUCUGAAUUGUAUGCCUUUCUUUCGGAGCAUAAAGCUGAUAGCGAUGUUUUCCUUUUUGUCUAUUACUUUAUGUGAUGUUGCCUUCCAUCUUAUGCCACUUUCCUGCAUAUUAUGCUUCCAUUUGUUGUUCCAGCAUUCAUUGUUGAAGGUGUUGCACAUAUUUUAGACUAUAAUAUAUUAUAACAUUUUCAAUAGCCAGUUUUGAAAAAGCAGUAUUGUUACAUGCUGUACUAUAAAUGAAAAGUGAUGAAUAUUGCUUUGUGAAACAUGUAAUAUAUUUAUGCAGAUAUAUUUAAAACUGUCACUCCCCUAUACAUAUGUAUAUUCCUCUUGUAAAAUAUGUUUUGAUAUUUGUAUGAAUAUACAGUGAAUGCAUAAAGUGACUAGGAAAAUUA